This is a messenger RNA of Malurus melanocephalus (red-backed fairy wren), 4172 nucleotides long. It is a transcript of the gene PEX1, whose product is annotated as peroxisomal biogenesis factor 1. Gene Ontology annotation, biological process: protein import into peroxisome matrix. Gene Ontology annotation, molecular function: ATP hydrolysis activity; ATP binding. NCBI's taxonomy places the organism in Eukaryota, Metazoa, Chordata, Aves, Passeriformes, Maluridae. Bases 47 to 3958 code for a protein of 1303 amino acids. The record is from RefSeq and is a predicted model, not a curated record. Gene Ontology annotation, cellular component: peroxisome; peroxisomal membrane; cytosol. The transcript has 24 exons.
GCCGUGUCCGGGCGGAGCGGGCGCGCAGGGCCCGGCGGCCGCGGCCAUGUGGGGCUCUGGUGACCCUGGUGGAGCCGCCGCCGCCACCAUCGUCCUGAGCGGGACCCGCGACUGCUUCCUGCACCUGCCGSCCGCGCUGGCCUCGCUCCUCCGCCUGCAGCAGGGCCAAGCUGUGAAAGUAUGCUGUGGUCAUCAGCCUAUAUUUUUGAGCUGGAUGGAAAUCAGGCAUCGAAGUCACCAGGGUGAAAAUAUUGCAGAGAUUAACAGACAUUUGGCAGAGAAACUUGGCAUCACAGAUGGAGAACAGGUAUUUCUUGAAGCCUGUUCCCACGUAUCCUCCUGUCAGCAAGUAGAAGUGGAACCACUCACAGCAGAUGAUUGGGAAAUUCUGGAACUUCAUGCUUCCUCUCUUGAAAGACAUCUUCUUGACCAAAUUCGAGUGGUGUUUCCAAGAGCCGUCUUUCCUGUCUGGGUUGAACAGCACACCCAUGUUUACAUCAGAAUCGGUACACUUGUGCCAGCAGCCCCAUAUGGGAGAUUAGAGCCAUGCACAGAGCUUCUGGUAUGUCCCAAAACACACGGACCUGAGGAGAAUAUCACCAGCACACCUUCCACAGAAAGUGACAUUCUGCUCAAAAAUUUUGUGAAAAAAAACAUGGAGCAAGAAGAAACGUUAAAGGAUCCUUUUGCAAAACAACCUUACUUAAAGCCUGGAGUCCUUGAACAGAGUAAGGCUGAUGUAAACGUGACAUUUGGCUCAAAUGUUCUCCCAAAUAUAUGGAAUUUCAUAGGGAACAUUUUCUCUAAUACAUCUGAGCAGAARCAAAAGACGUCAUGUGAUAACAAUGAAAUGAGCACCUUCAAAGACAAGCUGCUGAACUUAAUUCACGUGGAUUCCAUUUUUAGAGUAUGUCAGUCCCAGCCUCCCAGCGUAGAGAAUGUAUCCACCACUCAUGCAUUUCUGAAAUGCAAUGCUGUUCACGUCUUUCCAUGGAAUUUAGAAUAUAUUGAUUUGGAUCCAAAUCCUGUAGUAUCUUACGGGAAAAUUAAUGAGCUGCUUUCUCCGAGACAGCGUCAUCAAGAAGCAAAACAAAAUCUGCCACCUGAAAAGCAAAAUCAUUUGACUAGUACACAAGAUAAAAAUUCUUUGAAUUCUAAUAGCAGUCAAGCAUCCAGUGAGGGAUCUGUUGUUCAAAUCGUUUGGAAUGGAUUUGAAGACCUAAAGAGUGUCAUAGAGUAUGGCCACAAUGGGGAAGCCUUGCAUGUUGGAAGAGUUUGGAUUCCAGAUGAUUUGAGAAAAAAACUACGUAUCGAAAUACAUUCAACAGUCCGAAUUAAGUCAGUUGAAUCUGUUCCUAAAAUUCCUGUAUCUCUCACACUGCAUCCCAAACAGAACUUACAUGAAGAUAUACGUGAAGAUGAUGUUAAAUGUGCAUUUAGUUCUUGGCUGCAGGAUUCUACUCCUGAUGAUCACCCAUGGCUAAUGACAAGCACAGACUGCAUACRUCUGUCUGUUAAAGAAGGAAUGGAAGAGUUUGUCCUUACUGCAGCACAUCCCAUGGACACUGAAGAAAAUAAGUCUGAGAAUAUUUUUAUAUUGAGUCCCAGUUUGCUGCAAAAGACAAAUAUACAAGUUCUUUUACAUCCUGUAAGUAGAAAAGCUGAUGAUGACAGCCAGCCACCUCUACCUUAUAGAGACAAGAAUCUUCCAUACCACAAACUAAGCGAUUUAGGAGCGUGCACUGAUGCUACCCUAGGCCAUUUAACUUUUCCUUUACCCUACAGAGGGGUGGACAAAUUAGGAACAUCUUUGUUUGAACACGUAAGCCACAGUCUUCUGGGGCGUCCUUUAUCUCAAAAGCUGGCUGCUAUUGCUGUGGGACUGCGAAGUGGAGGGGUGCUUCUCACAGGAGGAAAGGGAAGUGGAAAGUCAACAUUAGCAAAGGCCAUCUGCAAAGAAGCUUUUGCUAGACUGGAUGCUCAUGUAGAAGUAAUUGAUUGUAAACCUUUAAGAGGAAAAAGAUUAGUAAACAUAAGGAAAAAUGUGGAAGAAGCUUUUUUAGAGGCAGCAUGGAGACAACCAUCCAUUMUUUUGAUGGAUGAUCUUGAUCACAUUGUCGGAGUACCUUCUACACCAGAGCAUGAGAACAGCCCUGAAACUGUUCAGAGCAAUAGACUUGCUUAUGUUUUAAAAGAUCUGAUGAAAGAAGUUAUUUCCAUGGGGAGUUUGAUUGCAKUAAUUGCCACAAGCCAGUCUGAACAUUCCCUUCAUCCUUCCCUGGUUUCAGCACAAGGAACUCACAUAUUUCAAUGCUUCAAAUGUAUCCAAUCUCCAGAUCAGAAGCAAAGAUGUGAAAUGCUGUAUUCCAUAAUAAAGAAGAAAUUGAAUUCUGAUCCAAAGGACUUCUCUGAUCUUGACCUCCAAUGUGUUGCAAAGGAAACAGAAGGUUUUGUUGCUAGAGAUUUUACUAUGCUGGUUGAUCGUGCCAUUCAUAACUGUGCUUCUAACCAGAAUGCAUUGGAUCAUGGUGAUCUGAACCUGUCUACUGUGGAUUUUCAGAAAGCUCUAAAAGAUUUUACUCCAUUAGCUCUGAGAAAUGUCAACCUUCAUAAACCUAAAGAUCUUGGCUGGGACAGGAUUGGUGGCUUAAAAGAUGUGAAGCAAAUGCUCAGGGAUACCAUCAUGUUACCUGCAAAGUAUCCAGAAUUAUUUGCAAGCYUGCCCAUACGACAGAGAUCAGGAGUUUUGCUGUAUGGAGCACCUGGAACAGGAAAAACACUGUUGGCAGGAGUGGUUGCGAGAGAGAGUGGGAUGAAUUUCAUCAGCAUCAAGGGUCCAGAGCUGCUCAGCAAAUACAUUGGAGCAAGUGAACAAGCRGUUCGAGAUAUCUUUAACAGAGCUCAGGCAGCUAAGCCUUGUAUUGUUUUCUUUGAUGAGUUUGAUUCUAUUGCUCCUCGCCGAGGUCAYGACAACACAGGAGUCACCGACCGAGUGGUUAAUCAGCUGUUGACUCAGUUAGAUGGUGUGGAAGGCUUGCAAGGGGUUUAUGUGCUAGCUGCUACCAGUCGCCCGGAUUUGAUUGACCCUGCUUUGUUAAGGCCAGGUCGACUGGAUAAGUGCCUGUACUGUCCACCUCCUGAUCAGAAUUCACGCUAUGAAAUCUUAAAGGCUCUCAGUCAUUCCCUAUCGUUGGCAAACGAUGUGGACUUUCAGGAUUUGGCAGCAAAAACAGAACAGUUCACAGGAGCUGACCURAAAGCUUUGCUAUACAAUGCCCAAUUAGAGGCAAUCCAUACUAAUUUAAAUUUAAGUUUAACACAGGAUUUUGGAUCUAGUUCUGAUAGUGACUUCAGUCUCUCUUCCAUGGUUUUUCUAAACCACAGCAGUGGCUCAGACGAUUCAGCAAUAGAUGGAGAAGCAGGGUUAGAGCAAUCUCUUAUUUCUUUAGACAUUUCUGACUUGCUUCCUGAAGAUCCAAGGUCUAACAUGUAUCGUAUUUAUUUCGGAAGCUCUUAUGAGUCAGAGCUGGGAAAUGGAACUCCUUCAGAACUGAGCUCUCUGUGUUUGUCCGGUCCAAACUCCAUGAGUUACGACUUUACCAGCAUUACUCAGAGAGAUGUUGCAUCCUCACAACCUGCAAUGCUUAGAGCAGCUUCUCAAGAAGGCUCCCUGGAGAACCAGGAGCAGCAAGCAGAGCACCUGAAGACAGAAAUGAAGGCCAAUUACAGAAGCAAGAAUGGRGAGGACAGCACCCUUAAUCAGUCAGUGCUUCCCAAGACCACYUUAACUAUUACCCAGUCUCAUCUGAUGACUGCUCUUCAGGGUAUGAGACCGUCCAUUACUCAGGAGGACUGGAAGCAUUUUACUGAACUGUAUGAUAAUUUUCAGAGUCCCAAGAAGAGGAAAGUACAGAUUGGCUCAACAUUGAAACCAGGACAAAAAAUGACUCUAGCUUAGUAACUUGCAACUCUUGCUUGAAAUUGCUAAGGUGUAACUGGAAAUGACAAAUGUAAUUAAAUCAGUUUAUUUAUAUUCAUAUGGAUUUAAUGAUGCAACAGUUGAAGAAAAGUUUCUUUUAAACUUACAUGCUAUAAAAUUGUGUCACAUUUUAUUUUGAAGAAAAUUGUCUUYCUUUAGAUUGAUAUUAAAUUUUUUGUGAGAACAUCAGUUA